Messenger RNA from Fopius arisanus, 5972 nucleotides. RefSeq names its product Plasmanylethanolamine desaturase Kua (gene Kua). The coding region runs from base 1356 to 2279 and encodes 307 amino acids. The transcript is spliced from 4 exons. The record is from RefSeq and is a predicted model, not a curated record. Gene Ontology annotation, molecular function: oxidoreductase activity. Lineage: Eukaryota; Metazoa; Arthropoda; Insecta; Hymenoptera; Braconidae.
UUGAUGCAUCGCACUCCGAAAAUUUCCUGGUGGGACAUUUCCCGAAUUAAUAAUUCACCGGAUCGAUGUGCGACAAUGCUAGGAGAAAUUGAUCCUUCCUCAUUAAUUAUGAUGACAUCAUUAAAUUCUGAGUGUUUCAGGAGUGGGCUUUUUCGUGGUUGUUGCGGUCAGUGGCUGUCGUCCUUCAGUUGUAAAUACGCACUGGUAAAAACCGGUUACAAGUAGAUGCGCCGACAAGUUCAAUGGACCUUAACAAUUCAUGGCAUUAACAAUAAGCUUAUCUAUGGCAAGUGUCGGAUUGCAUGAUACUCGCUGUUAAUUAUAUUCAGUCUGGGGAACCUGUUGAGGCUAAUCGGCGUUGCAGAUCAAUUAUUAUCGACUUAAUACUGACGGGUACAAAUGGCAUGUUGAAUUUUCAUUCCAAGAAAUCCUAUCAUCAAUAAUCCUCAAAAACCGAAUUUAUAAAGAAUUAAUAAAAAUAACGACAAAAGAAAAAUGGCAAGACUUGACCAAAAAUUUAUAAAAGGAGACGAAUGACUAUAAAAUUCGGACCCCCCAGAAAUUUCCAAAAAAUGAUGAAAAAUGAAAAAAUGUCAGCAACAACUUAAAAAACAAUAGUUCCAUGAGACGGCGCUGCAGGCGUCGCGACGGAGGGCGUCGUCAUCAGACGGCGUCUGACAGAGUUUUUAGUCUGGCACAAGAUCCAGUCUGACUAGUGCCUGACAUGGGGUUGAGAGGAGAAUAGUCUCGUAUUGUCUCCUGGUAUGCGGCAGUGUGCAGACACGAGUUUAACCCACCUCGUGGUCAAGCCCCAGAAGUUAAAAUAAAUUUAAACUGGGGAUUAAAAAAAAAUCUGUGUCCCAUUGGCAGUAAUCGAAGAAGUGGCAGCUGUAAUUCACUGAGGAAAAAAUAGUUGUCUCUCGGCAGUUUAUGAAGGAAUUGCCGAGGUGAUAACCCAAGACUGAAGCAAAUGGAGAUAAGAGAGUUUGUUGCAAUGAGAUGUUGAUCCUGUCGGAAUUAAGACGCGAUAAACGAAGAGCAAAUACGAGACUGUCGUGACAAUAUUCGGUUUGUAAAUUUCCACGAGACACGUGAGGCGUGUCAGAUGAUUGACGGUGCCACAAUGUGGUACCGGGAAAUUUGACCGGUAUAAACAGUGUUUAUGAGAAAUAAGAAUCGACCCAGCACCAGAUAAAUCGGUCGUAACCACUGGCACCUGAUUUGCUCGUGACGACUUCCACUCCUGUGACAAGUUGUUCCAGUGCUGACAUUUGGUGUUGACAUUUGAGGAUAUUUUUACUGGAAUGUGUGAAAAUAGUGGAUACAAUGUCCUGAGGGUGUAGGAUUCUUGGACAAUGGAUACCUCGACAGUUCCUCAUAUUGAGCUGGCGGCCACCGCCGCCUGCACCAUGGCCACUAAAAUCCUAGCUCCCGUCAAGACUGAACGACAAAUCUACGAGAAUUCUAUGCUAGAGGACGAUCCUAAUGCCAAUUCCGUUGUGAGACCCUCCAAGGAGGACAGCAAUACCCCGAGGUGGGGGCCUAAUCACAGAGGGGCACAAGAACUCGCUAAUUUAUACAGCACUGGAAAAAGAACGCAGGAGUGCAUUUGCGUUGGAAUUUUCAUUACACUAAUGGCAGUUAAUUCCUUCUUCAUCGUAAUUCGCCUGAGAAUUGAGAGCUUGAGCUCAAUAUUGAUAGCAGCACUGUGCGGCAUUGUGACUGCUGAUUUUAUAUCGGGACUCGUUCAUUGGGCCGCCGACACGUGGGGCUCCAUCGAACUCCCGAUACUCGGUAAGAAUUUUCUGAGGCCCUUUCGUGAGCAUCACAUCGAUCCCACUAGUAUAACAAGACACGAUUUCAUCGAGACUAAUGGUGACAACUUCAUGGUUACGAUACCUGCGUUAUCCAAAUUAACGUGGGACUUUCUCACUCUACCAGAGAGCGAUAUCCAGAGGAGAUUUUUGUGGAUCUGCUACUGGUGGCAACUUGCGAUAUUCGUUGCAUUGACUAAUCAAAUUCACAAGUGGUCACACACGUACUUCGGUUUACCAGGAUGGGUUGUUUGGCUCCAAGAGCAUCGUAUAAUUCUCCCUCGACGUCAUCAUCGUGUCCAUCAUGUUGCCCCCCAUGAAACCUAUUUCUGCAUAACAACGGGCUGGCUAAACUGGCCCCUCGAGAAACUGCGCUUUUGGUACGUCCUAGAAACGAUUAUCGAAUUAACGACCGGCUACAAACCCCGAGUGGACGAUUUCAAAUGGGCCCAGAAAAGAUCUUGAAACUUAAUCAACUCCAAUAAUUUAUUUAUUAAUAAUUGUUACGAGUAUGUCAAUUCGGUGGGCGGGUUCCUUCUCUAGGGCUCAAGGAAUCGCUAUUUGCAACUGAGAUUACAAAAUUUUUAUUCAGUAAUUGAUUCGAAGAGUGAAGACAAAAUCGACUUGUUCCCUAGUCGAGAUUUCAAGGAAUAUCUCUGAAUUGAUCGGGGAUAGCGAAAUUUUCAGAGGAAAUUUUUCUGUAAACGAAAAUGUGCGUUGUAGGAGUUUUCCCCCUAAACAAAACAAACGGAUCAAUCGAAUUAGUAGUCGAAAAAAAAUACCCUAACGAGAGCCCCUCUCCUAGGGCAAAUAAAAUACGUAUUUCCUCCCGGUGAUGAAGUACGGACUACACAAACAAAUGACAACAGCCACUGUAAGACAAAAACAGACGUUUUCAAAGACUCAAAAUGAAGGAUAAGAUAAAUAAUUUGGUUUUUUGGGAGUUUUUCCCGAGGAAUUUUGUCCCGGAUGUUUUUUCCCAGGGGAACAACUCCGGACACCAAGAAAAUCACCUACGAAGGAGGUUUCUAUUAAAAUUUCGCUGUUUUUGUUUAGUUUUUGAGGUAUUUGUAUUUAUUGGUUGAAUGAAAUUUAUUAUUUAUCUCUUCGUUGGUGAAUUGGAAGGCAUACACCAAGUUAUUAUAUUGACGCAGGAUUAAUUGAACGAACAAAAGGCCUUGGCGAUUUUUUAUACUGAAAAGAAUUUGCUGAACUAAACGCUUUUAAUUAUACUAUAAUGAGUUACUGUUAAAUCACAGGAUUUGAUGCACAAAAGACUACACGAAUACGUCAAAAUGUAACGCUAUACCUCGUUGCCACUAUUGUCGCACAAUAAGCCUAAAUGCAGAACAAUUAUUUUUCAGUCACAAAUAUUCUAAAUAAUGGAUAAAUGACACUCGCUAAAAUGACGGAAAAGCGAUGAAAGAGAUUCCGAUGAGAUUCUCCCCAAGUCUUCAUUAAUAUUUUGAUGACUCCACCAAUUGCUAUUAAUAAUAACAACGAUGAUAAUAAUUUACCAAAAAUUAAUUAAUGGACAAUUAGCGGAGACACAGCGAAAAUCAAAUACCGAAAUAUUCCCUGAACCUUUAAAAAUAUUUAAGCCUUAACCAUUGCCGCAGGUGAUAAAUUAUAUUGACGGUCUAGUUAAUGCGAGUGAUAGUGACAGAUUAUAAUUGGAAAAUCUUGUGCCUUUUGCGGUCGGUAUUUGCGAGUGGAAUAUCUGAGUGUAAACGUCAGUACAAUUUUUGGGUUCAGGGAUCAAUUAUGAAUAAAAAAUUGAGGGCAUUCUCUAAGAAGUUCUAAUUAAUUCCUGUUGGAACUCUAGGGGAAUUUUAUUAGUCUUGUUUGAAUUCUAUUGCAAAUUCUGUUUGUUUUUAGUGGUUUUUUCUAUAAGAGAUUACGCAAAUUAUAAUUAUCAUUUUGGAAUCGUAAAGAUUCUUGGGCAUUAGUUUUCCUAUUUGUUUAUCUUUUAUAAGAAAAUCCAAUGGAAUUUUUUAGAGGAAGCUCGAGAUUUUUCAAUUAAUGCCUUUGCAAUUAAAUCGUCCCGAAAAUGCCUCAACUGCUCGCUUACCUGAUACAACAGUUUAUCAUUCAUUUAAGAGAGGAAUAUUAAUUAAUAGACAAUGACAUCUAAAUAAGAAAUACUUGCCGUCCUGUGGAUAUAUACCUCAAUUGCUUCAAAUCAAUAUUUACGUAAUUCGCUGGGUCAACGUUUUUUCUCAAUCAGUUUAGGAUGCAAUUCAUUCACGUCGUAGUUAUUAGUAAUUGAUUUUAUGGACUUGUCCCUAGUGUGAUAAUCUAUUUUGAUAAAUGAAAGACGAUAUUUAGGACGAUAAAAAAUUCUAUAGGGUUUUUAGAAAUUAUGAUGUGAUUGCAAGGGGUUUUCUGUUUUCCUCGAGAUUUUUCAGCGUAGAGUUCCAUAAAAAUCGGAAUUUCUCGAAGAGUUCUAAAGGAUUUUCUAUAAAAUAAUAUUUUAUAGAGAUUUCUACUUUAAAUAACACCUUUAUAUAUCCAUUCUUCAGAACUUUUUCGUGGAAUGUGCGAAUUUUCCGGAUCUCAUGAUGAAUUUCCUGGAGAUGAUUCUAUUAAAAAAUUUAACACAAACUCUCAAUGUUGUUAAGAAAUACUCCCUGAAUUUUAAUUCAAGGAAUUUUAAAGGAGUUCUUUGAGAAUUCCGUGGAGCUAUCACCUGACUGGAUUUCCCAAGAAUUAUCGGAGGUUUCAGUGGAUAUUUUUUAACAGCGAGGGUCAGGUGCUAAUUUUCCUCAUUAUGCAAGUCAGUAAUAAUGAACUACUGUGAUUUCCUGACGAAUCAUGGUAGAACUUUUGACUAAGUAUUAUCGUUAUCGAUGGCGUUACUGUUGUUAUUGAGUAUACAGAAAUAAUUGAGAUAUUUUUUUUUCGAAAGUAAUUUUUAAUAUUUAAAAAAUUGUACAUGUAGUAUAUUGAAGAGAUCGUUGAAGAUUAGUGUUAAAUAUCUAGUCAGGAAACACUCGAAGUACUGAAGAUAAUGAUGGGCAUGAGAGAGUUGUAAAAUUUAUACAAAAAAGCGAAGAUGAUAACGAUAAGCCAAUGUUCAAUGAAAUGAAUAGAAUAAUCCAGGGUCUUCGAUAAAAAAUACUGUGACAUUGGUGAGACCCUUUCUCAAUUCGAUUGGGUACUCUUGAAAUUCUGUCGUUCGUAUGGAUUAUUCUAUAGAAUUUCACGACGUGUGGUUAUAAUCGAAGAGUUCAACCGAUAAUCUCUGAAAACUGUGGAACUAUUUUUUUACCAAUUAACCAACUGAAUUUCUGGCUUUUGCCACGAUGACUCAUCGAGCUGUUGCUUCAUGCAAUUCUGAAAUUUUAAUGUACAGAGAAUAAAACAAAUUUUCAUCAUCUGUCAUUAUGUACGAUGACAAUUGUUAUCAAGACUUAAGAUAUACGCUUUUUAGAAUUCUUCGGAUGGAUAAAGAUAACUUGAAUAUUGAAUAUAUCAUCGUCACGUCGACUACAAUUAACCGCUUUAUUCUUUUUUACUGUCAACUUUAUUCCGAUGAGGAAGAAGGCACACAAAGACCUAAAAAAGCCCGUUGAAAUAAUAAACCAACAAAUUGAAAUAAUUUACGAACAAAUUGAAAUAAUUUACGAACAAAUUGAAAUAAUUUACGAACAAAUAACCAGAGGAUUCGUCUCUGAUAUUCGACUAACAACGAAAACUGUUUCUAACCAUCGAACGCCUUUGUAAAACAGUAGAUAAUAAAUAAUAAAUUGACAAGCGGAAAAACGAGUAAUGGACGAUAAAUGGAAAAAUCGAUUUCCAAUAAUCAUUUUUUCCCUUGACAACUAAAAUAAAUAAUGAAUGUAAGUAAAGUGUUAGUGCAAUUGAUAUAUUACCAAUGAAAUUCGUCACGUAGUGGUAAAACAAUGUCUUGUGAUAAUGCAAAUUUUAUAUGUAUAAUUUGUACAAAGAUAUUCUAAUGCGUUUAACGAAUUGUUUUGGAGUAUUUCCAACCACCCGCCAUUAUCUCUUAGUUUUUCGUUUUGUUUACUCGGUGGAAGUAAAUCAUUGUAAUGUGUCACGAGUCAUUAGGAUAUGUAGAGACAAGUGCACAGACGACCGAAUGUAAGAAUGGAAAUAAAUUAUUUGGAGGGAUCAGCCAAAGAUAAAUUAUUACAA